This is a messenger RNA of Gigantopelta aegis, 753 nucleotides long. Its product is annotated as costars family protein ABRACL-like. The transcript is spliced from 3 exons. Lineage: Eukaryota; Metazoa; Mollusca; Gastropoda; Neomphalida; Peltospiridae. The record is from RefSeq and is a predicted model, not a curated record. Bases 135 to 380 code for a protein of 81 amino acids. Gene Ontology annotation, biological process: regulation of actin filament-based process.
CUUCCUGGUCGGUCGAUGUGGGCGGGGCAUUUGAAGAUUUCUAUUUGUGGUGCUCAGUUGUAAUUUGUUUAACUUAUUUAUUUUAUUUUACAGUAAUCAUCGUGAGAUCUAUAUUUUUACCAGUCAGUAUUACAAUGAAUGUUGAACAUGAAGUUACUCUUUUGGUGGAAGAGAUCAAAAGACUUGGAACUGUGGAUGACAGUGGCCACCACCAGGUGACGUUUGGUGAACUGUUCCAUGACGACCGAUGUGCAAACAUAUUUGAAGCUCUAGUCGGGACUCUGCGGGCCGCGAAGAGGAAGAAGAUCGUUACGUACGAUGGAGAACUACUCCUACAAGGCGUCCAUGACAACGUUGCUAUAAAACUACUUCAAAAUUAGUUGAAAUCGGAGUAAAUUAACUCCACUACCUAGUUCAAAACUAUAUAGUUGAAAUUAUAGUAAAUUAACUCCACUGUUUCAAAACUAGGUGAAAUUAUAGUAAAUUAACUCCAUUAGGCAUAAGCUACCAGUUGGCUCCUAGUUUUGUAAGGGCGCUGGUCGAUUUUUGCCUGAAUCUAUACAACAACAUUUAUUCAUAUUAGCAUUACUGCCAAACAGCUAUAUAUACUGUUCACUAUGCAUGUCUACAUGGACUACAUACUAAUUUUGUUUGUAGAAUGAUGGAAAAACAGGGUGAAAAAGUUUCAGGCCAGCUUAUUUUUUUCGAAUUAUCUCUAUAGUUUUUGCCCGAAUUUAAGGAUUUUCUUGUAAC